This is a messenger RNA of Pseudomyrmex gracilis, 1230 nucleotides long. RefSeq names its product sphingolipid delta(4)-desaturase DES1 (gene ifc). Gene Ontology annotation, molecular function: sphingolipid delta-4 desaturase activity. The record is from RefSeq and is a predicted model, not a curated record. NCBI's taxonomy places the organism in Eukaryota, Metazoa, Arthropoda, Insecta, Hymenoptera, Formicidae. The transcript is spliced from 6 exons. Gene Ontology annotation, biological process: ceramide biosynthetic process. Gene Ontology annotation, cellular component: membrane. The coding region runs from base 227 to 1192 and encodes 321 amino acids.
UCGACUUUUGCCGAACGCGGACCCACCUUUUCUCUUUUUAACUUUGAGGAACUGUAUAUAUAGUAAAAACCGGCAUUCAUCUGUCAUGUCCGGUUACGUCUCCGUUUCUUGCCGUUAUCGUCAAUAGCGUAUCGUCACUCAAGUAUUGAACACUUUGCUAUUUUCCUUUAUUUUUUUUGCUGAAUAUCUAUAUCUUUUAUAUGCAAAAAUAUUGCCAAUAAGAAAAAUGGGCCAACGUGUCUCGAGAACGGAUUUCGAGUGGGUUUAUACGGAAGAACCUCACGCCUCCCGACGCAAGAUAAUUUUAGAAAAAUAUCCACAAAUUAAAAAAUUAUUUGGAUAUGAUCCAAAUUUCAAAUGGAUUGUCACUGGAAUGGUGUUAAUACAGAUUCUGUCGUUGUUCAUUGUCAAAGAUUUAAGUUAUCCAAAACUCUUAUUGUUGGCAUAUUGUUUUGGAGGUGUGAUAAAUCAUUCUCUUAUGCUUGCAAUACAUGAAAUAUCUCAUAAUCUUGCUUUUGGACAUGCUAGGCCUAUGGCUAAUAGACUUUUUGGAUUUUUUGCAAACUUGCCAAUAGGAAUACCAGUGUCUAUUAGUUUCAAAAAAUAUCACUUGGAGCACCAUCGUUAUCAAGGAGAUGAAAAAUUAGAUACUGAUUUGCCAACCUUAUUGGAAGCAAAGCUAUUUAAUACGACAUUUGGAAAGUUCUGUUGGAUAUUUUUGCAACCGUUCUUCUAUGCAUUCCGACCUCUCAUAACAUAUCCAAAAGUACCAACUACUUUGGAAUAUGUAAAUUUAAUUAUACAAGUCAUAUUUGAUGCUUGUUUGUGGUACUUCUUUGGUGGUAAAGUGCUGUUUUAUUUGCUUAUUGGUUCAUUUAUGGCAAUGGGGUUACAUCCUGUGGCAGGGCACUUUAUAUCAGAGCAUUAUAUGUAUAAAAAAGGCCAUGAGACAUACAGUUAUUAUGGUUGUUUGAAUAUGAUUACUUUCAAUGUUGGAUACCACAACGAACAUCAUGAUUUUCCUGCAGUACCUGGUUCAAGAUUACCAGAAGUAAAACGUAUAGCUGCAGAAUUUUAUGACAAUUUGCCACAGCACAAUUCAUGGAUUUCUGUUCUGUACGAUUUUGUGAUGGAUCCUGAUAUUGGACCUUAUGCAAGAAUGAAAAGAAAACAUCUAGGAUUGGAUCAAUAACAAAAUUUAGAAUGUUUAUUUUUCUAAGUCUAUCAAAA